GUCUGGUUGUCGUAAUGGGAGAAGAUGGCACCAAUCCUAGGGAAAGCAGACAAAACGAUAGCUUUGGAGGCACUUGGCAACUUCCCUUGCAAUUUCCACUAUCACCCACUACCCAACAACGAACCCCCGCUUGUUUUCUUUUGUUGCUACAUACAUGCUUCAAUCCCUGAAUAUUUCCAACCUUGGCCAGCUCUUAUUCCUAUCCAUUCUGCAUCCAGACAAAGACCAUUUUGGAGAGAGAGAGAGAGAGAGAGCUCUGCGUUUCUCAAAUUCCAUAUUCCUCAAGAACAGACAAACGGCCCACUGAAAAGGUACCCAUUUCUGCCAUGGGAAACGGGAAAGUCGAGUCGGGCUUGAACAAAACCCUCGUAUCGGGAAACCCAGGAAGAUAAUUCCACGGAUGAGGAAGUGUCUGGCCAGACCUGUACAAUUUGGUGUCUGGGUUUUGGUCGGUUUUUGACAUGGUAGAGAACCCAUUUAGGAAUUUGGAUUUGGUUGCUUGCUUGAGGAGGUUACUUCUCGACUCUUACUGAUCACAAUUUCCAGGCACCUGGACUCGAGCUUUUCUGUUUUGGUAGUAUGGUUCAGGAGGAAGGAUCAUCCUCCAUAGGUUCCUCCCCCCUUCAAAUUUUCUCCCUCAUGUCACUUUCACCCGGUUUAAGUUCACCACAUCCGUGGCUCAGGGAGUUGAAAUCCGAGGAAAGAGGCCUGUGCCUUAUUCAGCUUCUUGUCGCCUGUGCUAAUCACAUUGCUGCCGGUAGUUUUGAGAAUGCCAAUAUUGUUCUCGAGAAUAUCAGCUAUCUUGCAUCUCCUGGUGGUGAUACAAUGCAGAGAAUCGCUGCUUACUUCUCCGAAUCACUUGCAGACCGAAUCCUUAAAAACUGGCCUGGUUUGCACAAGGCCCUUAAUUCCACUAAAAUAACAUCCAUUUCUGAGGAAAUUCUUGUUCAGAGAUUGUUUUUUGAGCUGUGCCCUUUUUUACGACUCACGUAUGUGAUCACAAACAGGGCAAUUGUGGAAGCCAUGGAAGGGGAAAAGGUGGUUCAUAUUAUUGAUCUCAAUUGUUUUGAGCCUGCUCAGUGGAUCGAUCUGCUUCAGGCAUUGAGUGUCCGUCCUGAGGGGCCGCCACACUUAAGAAUAACGGGAAUUCACAAGCAGAAAGAAGUGUUGGAACUAAUGGCUCAUCGAUUGAAUGAAGAAGCUGAAAAGCUGGACAUCCCAUUUCAAUUCAAUCCUAUAGUUUGUCAGUUGGAGAAUCUUGAUGUUGAUUGUUUGCGUGUUAAGACAGGAGAAGCUGUUGCAAUCAGCUCAGUGCUUCAACUGCAUUCUCUAUUGGCAUUUGACGAUGACAUGUUGAGGAAGAACUCCCCACUGGGAUCCAGGGGUUUGAAUUCGGUUCAUCCGCAUCGAGUUGUGCAGAUGAAUCCACGCACUUUGGGAGAUUUUCUUGAGAAAGAGUCAUGCAAUCAUCUCUAUAGCCCAAGUUCUGAGUCAAUGUCAUCUUCACCCCUCUCUAUUGCCUCUCCAUCAAAAAUGGGAAGCUUUCUAGAUGCCCUUAGGGGCCUUUCACCGAAGUUGAUGGUGGUAACUGAGCAGGAAUCAAACAACAAUUCACAUAAUUUAAUGGAUAGAGUGACAGGAGCAUUGAACUAUUAUGCAGCUUUAUUUGAUUGCUUAGAGUCUACCGUGCCAAGGGCUUCAUCAGAGCGCCAAAAGGUUGAGAAAAUGCUUUUUGGGAAGGAAAUUAAGAACAUCAUAGCAUGCGAGGGACACGAAAGAAAGGAGAGGCACGAAAAGCUUGAGAAAUGGAUUCCCAUGCUUGAGUUGGCUGGGUUUGGGAGAGUGCCUUUGAGUUAUCAUGGUAUGUUGCAGGCAACAAGGCUGCUGCACAGCUUUGGCUACGAUGGGUACAAAUUAAAAGAAGAGAAAGGUUGCCUGGUUAUAUGCUGGCAGGAUACACCCCUUUUUUCAAUCUCAUCCUGGAGGUUUGGAAGCAUCUCCAGUUUUCUGAUUGUAGCGAACUGUCCUCGCCAAGGCAUAGCCGCGGGCAAACCUGAAAACCCCACUGCCUCCAACGACAGGCAUUUCCCUGACCACAUCAAGAACUUGGUUUCUCCCAAGAAUGCUGAGCGUGCUGCCGUUAAACCGGCCCUCAGUGAAAGCAAAGUUGAUGACCAUAAGCAGCCCAUCAUCAUGCUGGGAAGCCAGAGCAUACAUUCCCUGAGCUCUUCCCACAAGCUUGGAGCCAUGCUCAGGACUUUCAGUCAGUGGAUCAUUGAUAAUUACAGUGGUUCCAAACGCGUUUUUUGGCCCACCAACUCUCACAGCAGUUGGGUGCUUGCCACUGACGAUUUCAUGAAAGUAGAAAUGGAGAUGGCUCAUGUUGUUGGCAAGGUCUGCAGCCUUCGUUUCCGCGAACUGCUCAGAGAAGGAGGAGCCAUUGAUGGGAAUGAGGGGAGCUGAGAUGAGGAUGAAGAUGAGGUAGGAAAGGAGAGUUGCAGUGGCAAAGAUGGCCAUUUUUGGAUUGUUUUCCAGCUGUGUUUUGGUCUCAGUGAUGAAGCUGCUUGUUGUUUAUAGAGAGGGACGGAGAAGAAGGCUUAUGAUGUAAGGGACUGCGUGUGUGUGGCCUUUGCUUUUCUGCGGGAAUUAUUGCUUUUGCUUGAUGUGCAUUGAGAAAUUGGGGACACUCUUACUGAACCAAAGAGAACAGAGGGUGGGAAGGGGUGUGAACGGUGCUGAGUGUUGGAAGGCAUCUUUGGAAGCCAAACUGGAUUCCACUGGGAGUUCAGUGGGGGCACAAUUGCACCCAAUAAGAUAUAUUGUAGCCUAGAAUAAGGCAAGUGUGGUUGUGUGUGUGUGUGUGUAUAUAUAUAUAUAUAUAUAUAUAGUUAUGUCC
Messenger RNA from Diospyros lotus (date-plum), 2896 nucleotides. Its product is annotated as scarecrow-like protein 3. Gene Ontology annotation, cellular component: nucleus. The coding region runs from base 580 to 2463 and encodes 627 amino acids. The transcript is spliced from 3 exons. The record is from RefSeq and is a predicted model, not a curated record. NCBI's taxonomy places the organism in Eukaryota, Viridiplantae, Streptophyta, Magnoliopsida, Ericales, Ebenaceae. Gene Ontology annotation, molecular function: sequence-specific DNA binding; DNA-binding transcription factor activity. Gene Ontology annotation, biological process: regulation of DNA-templated transcription.